AUGCCACCCUCUGAUAAUAAGAAACGCUCUGAACGACAGGCUCUUGGAAAUUACAUUGAUAGACACGGCGACAAAAUGGCUCCUUGUACGCGCUGUGAAAAAUUCCUUGAUUUGGCUGGUCGUCCUCGCCGUUGCGUCGCAAUACAGGGCGACCAGUAUUCCCGUUGUUCAGCCUGCGCUCGUCAAGGAAAAUCCUGUGACUAUCGCGAGCGGAAUCGAAUGCCUUCACUUUCAGACUGGGCCUCCAUCGAGAAACAGAAGGCCCACCUCGACUCCCAAGAAGAAGAGGCUAUGGCGAAGAUCCUUCGGCUCAGACAGCAGAAGCGUCUGCUCCUGGAGCGAGAGAAGAAGAUGAUAGCAGCAGGUCUUAACUCGCUCGACGAGUUGGAUGCUGCUGAGGAACUGGAAAAGAAAGAGAAGGAGAAAGAGGAGGAGAAGGAAAGGAUAGAGGAGGAGGCUGCCAGGCUGGCGGCCCUUCCUACACCCUUCGGUUCCGACCCCGCCCUUGACCUGGGUCUCGACCCGGCUUCCUUCGAGGCUUUCCCUCCUGGGUCGGAGAUGUGGGCAACCCUGGGUUACGACGGUGGAACUCCUGAAGUUCCGUCGAGUACUGGUUGA
This is a messenger RNA of Hymenoscyphus albidus, 618 nucleotides long. The record is from the annotation of a GenBank genome assembly. NCBI's taxonomy places the organism in Eukaryota, Fungi, Ascomycota, Leotiomycetes, Helotiales, Helotiaceae.